AUGGCGCGUCUUCGACAGCCUGACACGGGACUGCAUGCAUCUGCAGACCACAGUCUGCUCGACCUUAUCGCGGAUUCUGCACCCGAAGUACCGGAUAUGAAAGUGGUUUCAAGGUGUCCAUUUCUGUUUGUGUUGACAGCCCAGAAACUGCUGCAUAUUCAUAUUCUUUCUGGUGACUUGACGCAUAAGCGGACCCUUGGGCUGCUCAAGACGGUCAUUUAUGGGCUACGGCGGUAUGACGAGGACCGGCGUGCUGCAUUGCUCUCGCCUGCUGGGAAAGAGGUCCAAGAGCAGAGGAGAGAGAAAGCGAAGGGGUUCAUGUGA
Suillus subalutaceus is the source of this 324-nucleotide messenger RNA. RefSeq lists its product as uncharacterized. The coding region runs from base 1 to 324 and encodes 107 amino acids. The transcript is spliced from 2 exons. NCBI's taxonomy places the organism in Eukaryota, Fungi, Basidiomycota, Agaricomycetes, Boletales, Suillaceae. The record is from RefSeq and is a predicted model, not a curated record.